This is a messenger RNA of Diaporthe amygdali, 1200 nucleotides long. Its product is annotated as C6 zinc finger domain-containing protein. The record is from RefSeq and is a predicted model, not a curated record. Gene Ontology annotation, biological process: regulation of DNA-templated transcription. Gene Ontology annotation, cellular component: nucleus. The transcript is spliced from 2 exons. Gene Ontology annotation, molecular function: zinc ion binding; DNA-binding transcription factor activity, RNA polymerase II-specific. The coding region runs from base 1 to 1200 and encodes 399 amino acids. NCBI's taxonomy places the organism in Eukaryota, Fungi, Ascomycota, Sordariomycetes, Diaporthales, Diaporthaceae.
AUGUCAGAUCAGGAAGGCGGCAGGGGCCAUCCCCCUCGAGAAACCCAAGAGUCCGCCUAUCCACCGCCUCCUGGUGAAGAAGACGAUCGCUCAAGACCACCCUAUCACCACUUGCCUCCUCCUCCUGGGGCGACCGUGACUCUCCCACCAAUCCAUGACGCUCACCCGGCCUAUGGUGGAAGCCGCUACCCGCCACCUCCAGACCCCAGAUCACGAGGGACCUACUCUGCUUCUCCCACUGGUGGUCCAAACGGCUAUCCUGCUCCGCCUGGCGGUAUGUAUAACCUGCCUCCUGUCCAGGCACCUCCGGAUCAGCGACACUACGGCGUUGAGCCACGCGAUUAUUAUUCACGCGGCGGAUCCUUUCCGCCACAUCCUCAGCCCGAGCCUUACAACUAUGGCGGCUACCGACCGCCUUCUGGGCCUCCCUACGGUGCUUAUCCUCCCGAGUUUGCACGCGGUCCAGGCGGCCCCCCACAACAGGCAGCACCGCGACAGAGAACUUCGAUAGCAUGUCGUUACUGCCGCAAACGGAAAAUACGUUGCAGUGGCUACAGCCAGACUCCCGAUGGGAAAUGUACAAACUGCAGAAAGACGGGCAAUGAGUGCAUUUUCCAGCCGGUUUCCUCGUCCUCGACCACUGCUUUUGUGCCCGUUUCAGCUGUGCCCGGUGGUGUUCCCCCUGGGACGCCUUUGUUUGGCGCCUUUGGACAGCCGUUGCCGCAAGGAGGAGCACAACCAGCACAACCUGGAGGGGCGCCUCAGCCACCCGCCGGUGGCUCGCAGCAGCCGUACCCGCCUUCGGACAACUAUGCGCUGCCCUCGCCCACGGGGUCUUACUACCCUCCACCUCCGGAGGACAGAAGUGGAGUCCCACAGCGUCGAUUGCACGAAGAGGAGCACGGGCAACGCCUCCCUCCUCCGCACGUAUACGGUGAACCUGACCCUCGACGACGCUCUCCUGCGUCCUCUGCGCCCGGUGGUACACCGCCUCAGUACGAGUACCCGCCGCCUGACAGAACCUCGACUCCUGGUCAGCGCCGAGAGAGCCCUAAUGCGCCUCAAUCUGGGCAGCAAGGAGGCAGUGUUAUGGCCCUAAGCAGCUUGAUGGAACACCCUCCACCACGCCCUCCGCCAAGCUCUGACUCAAGCCGCGACAUCGAUCAGAACAUGCUCGGACGCCUGAACCGACGGACCUAG